Messenger RNA from Ostreobium quekettii, 1195 nucleotides. NCBI's taxonomy places the organism in Eukaryota, Viridiplantae, Chlorophyta, Ulvophyceae, Bryopsidales, Ostreobiaceae. The record is from the annotation of a GenBank genome assembly.
GUGCCAGCGUGGGGACUGGGCAAGCUUCUCUGUUGACCUUUUGGAUAAGAUCCACAGUGUCCUGGAUGGAAAGCGAGGUGGCGUGUUCGGCAAGUAUUUUCUCAAGUCAGCAAGACUGGUGAACAAGCACUGGAGCGGUUGGGCCAACCACGCAACCAAAUGUGUGAAGGUUCCCAUUCGCAGCCGAUUGCGCAGCUUUGCAAGGCUGUGUUCUGGAUCCAGGCAACGUCCCAGAGAAAUCAGCGACAGUGAUGCAGCAUGGAUGACUUCUGGCUCUGCUGCUCUAAGACAUGGCAGAGAGAUGUUCUUUGCAAAGUUGGGCAUUGUGGACAUGCUGAGGGUUGUGGUGGCGAAGUUUGUUGGAGUGGAGCAGCUGACCUUGCCACACAACUUGCAGUACAGCGCUCUUGCUUUGCCCCUCCUGGGAAGUGUGAAACACUUGCGGUACAUUGCGCUGAGCGGAGGCAGUUUGAAAUUGGGGAGUCUAGCCUGGCUGGGAGCUGUGGAGAGCCUGAGGUGCCUGACCGUUCAUCCCACCAGCAGGCAGUCUGAAGCCCUGUGGUGCUAUUGGACCAUUGUGCAGCUCACCCACUUGCAAGGUUUGGAGCUGUCAGGGCCGGGGUUUUGCUUUGACAAUCUGGCCUGGUUGAGGGAUGUCACGAGCCUGAAGAAGUUAUGUUUGAAUUUUGGCUGGCAUUCUGACGGUGAAGUUCUUGGAUACGUGUCGCACAUGACAUCCCUGAACGAUCUCGCCUUGCAUGGCUUUUUGAUCGCCGAUGAGGACCUUGCACAAUUGAGGGCACUGGUGGAACUGACAUCACUGACUUUCGAAGACUGCCGCUUUUCGACACCUGAUGUGUUGACGUGCUUGAGCACCUUGUGCUUGCUCAGCUCUUUCACUGCCCUGUAUUGCAGUAAUUUGGACCUAAGGUACUUGAGUGGAUUGCCUUCAUUGCGCACUCUGCAUGUGACACACGACGACUCGAGAGACCCAAGCUGGAUAGCAGCAAUGACAUGCCUCACCUGCUUAAAGGUGGAUAUGGGAACCACACUUUGGCCACGUCUUGAACAAUGGGGUGCGUUGAAGAACCUCAGAGCUCUGGAACUGCUGACUAUUGUACCUUGUAUGGAUUUGAAGCUCGACAUCUUGAGAGAUCGAUUUCCUGCUGCUGAGGUAGUUGAGCGCUCUUGCUGA